GAUCACGGAAAAUCCUAAAUAUCCGGGCAUGUGACUGCAAGACGGUAGUGUUUAGCUGUACGCCCUACCCGAUCGCAAGAAAUUGCUUGUUUAAAAUAAUGAUUUUGCGCAUUAUAACGCCAUGCCUGAUUAUAACGUUAGUGAGCAUAAAGGUAGCAGAGAACAAAUUGUACACGUCAGCGUGGGAUGCGAUGGAACCAGUGAAUCGUCUUCGACGUCCUGUGCCAGAAUUAGGAAAUUCAUCAGUAGUGGAUGUACUUUUCCCUAACUCCAAUAUAUUUUCGUUGAUCACAGUUAAUAGCAGAGUGCUACAUCUGAUCAGCGAGAAUAACGUGGGGAUGGAGGAGAAGAAUGAUUUUUGUAAUUCCUCUAUGCAGAAUUUCGCACAGCAAGCAGCAGCUUUCACGAAAUGCUUGCUGAGUUACGCCCGUCCUUUUCGACUAUGUGAAAAAUGCGUGACAGACUACACACUCACCCGCCACCAGUAUCAGAUUAUUCAGAAUGAUAGUGUAUGUUCACAGCGACUUCUUCUUUCUGACAGCAUCGAUACCAUUGAUACAAUAUAUUCUGCUGUCACCAAUGUUUGGAGCACUGCUGACUGUGAUAAAUGUUUUCUUGAAGUUUGGGAGAAUGACACCACAGGAGAAGUUGAGUUCAACUUACCAGAAAUGCUUUAUUCUUCAUGAAUACAGUAUAUAAUCUAACCAUAUGCUUCAACUCAUCAAUUGAGCUAUAUCUUGAAGAGAGUGGUUCGCUUCCUAGAAAUACUACUGUUUGUAAUGACUGCCGAAGCCUGUACAAGCGUCUCAACAGCCAUUUUGAAACUAUGUGGAGCGAUUCUGAUGGUCAUGUAUGCAUGGAUCUGAUUGACAUGAUGAACUACACACGACUUAUGUGGAGUGCAAAGUUUAACUGCCGCCGACCAGGUGCAGAUGCAACAGUUCUGAUCAUUAUUACUGUGUUGAUGGCAUUCCUGACCAUGCUUCUCUACCUUGUGUGCAGAUUCAGUGCUGAGAUUAGAAAGAUACAAAUAGCUAAAACAAAGAGAAUGCCAAAUAAACCAAACUAUGGAGCUAUCAAGCAUGGUGAUAUGGAAAACAGUCUGUCAAGUGUGCCUGGUUCUCUUUCAAGUCACAGAGUUCGGACUUAAGUGGAUUCCAAAUGAAUAAAUUAGCAAGCUGUGUAUAUUUUUGUAACAACUACCAGGUCUGAGUUCCACAAUGUAUUUGCAUAUGUUGAUAUUAUAACUUUUAUUUUUGAAUGUUGAUGUAUGCCUAUACAUUUAUUCUCACACAAAAUAAUGAUACUGUUGAUAAUAAAUGCAGUAUAUUGGAAACUUUUUUCCCCUAAAAAGCAUCAGGUAUUAUGUGAAUGCAUUGAAGAUUUGUUUGACUUUCUUGUUUACCCAUCCACACAUCCAUUACCCAGACAUGCAUGCAGGUACAAUGCUCUAUUUCAAUAUGCCUUAGGAUUUUGAUGUUCCCUUCCCUUUUUUUCUGUCAUUAUCCUGCCCACCAGUAACUCUCCAAGAAAAAGAUGAAAUUAAUAUAAAAUUUAUUGUGAUCAUAUCUGCUAUCACUUCAGAUAUAAACUAUCUACUUUUAUUUGAGCAAUCUUCUUCAAAAGCAUACACAUGUUCAUAUAUGUGUGGAUGUUUUUUUUUGCUGGAGUUAGAUUUUAUCAAAAUGGCCAGUUACAAUUUAGACUUUGCUUCCUACAUACAAUGUGUUAAGAAUUCUUAAAAAAAAAAGAAGUCAAGUUACAGUUGAAGGGUUUCUGCUGAGGUAAAUUCUAUUCAGGUAAGUGCAUGUACAUAUCUUCCAUAUUCUGCUUGGCAUAUGUAAAUCUAAGAUAAGCUGUGUAAGAAGUCUGGUUUUUUUCCAUUGAGGAAUCUGAGUUGCUUUUGUAGAUAUAAUUUGUCGGUCAUCCACGAGUAAAGAACAAAGAUAUAUUUUCUGUAUUUUUUUUUUAGCUUUCACACUAUUAAACCUGUCUGCAUAUAAGUAAUUCUCCACAAGAUUCUGAGUAAAUGGCACAACUAUUUAUAUAUGACUACGGGCCUUUUAUAUUGAAGCCUUUGUGGAAUCCAUAUGGCAGACCUUUUCAUUGACUAUCUUAUGAAUUACCAGAUGCAAUAAACUCAUUGAUUUUUUUU
Messenger RNA from Pomacea canaliculata, 2155 nucleotides. RefSeq names its product osteopetrosis-associated transmembrane protein 1-like. The transcript is spliced from 6 exons. Lineage: Eukaryota; Metazoa; Mollusca; Gastropoda; Architaenioglossa; Ampullariidae. The coding region runs from base 683 to 1150 and encodes 155 amino acids. The record is from RefSeq and is a predicted model, not a curated record. Gene Ontology annotation, cellular component: cytosol.